AUGGCCGUGGGUUUUGGUGCGGGUUUUCCUUCGACAUCCGCCGGGGUCGCAAACGUGGUUUCGAAAGGUGUUUGGUCUACGGAAAUGGAGGUCGAUGCAGUGAGUGAAGGAAAACUGGCUGGGGAUACCACUACGGACGGCAUGCAUUUAGAUAAAGAAAUGAAAGAGGCCAUGGGCUCUUCUCCGCCUCGUCGGAAACGCAUACUCCUCUCUACUGAGAGCGCAUUCGUCGACCAUGUACUUCCGUCGUUGGUUCAGAACCCCGAUAUCGAACUACGAUUGAUUACCGAUGAACCAUCGGCCCUUCUGUCGGGCGCAAGCAAGGUCCCCCACUAUAUGGACACGGUGGAUAGUCAAACUUUCGAGAAGAAGACAGGUGCUCGGAAAUGGCUGAAGGCCAAGGCGGCGGAGCUGUGCGACUGGGCUGAUAUGCUGCUGGUUGCGCCGAUAGAUGCUGGAGCGCUGGGAUCGAUGCUGUAUGGGUUGACCAACACGUUGACCCUGGCCCUCCUGCGUGGUUGGAUGUCGUCGAAGCCGGUCGUACUGAUUCCUGGGAUGACGGUGUCUGAAUGGCACCAUCCGCUGAGCAAAAGGCAACUACGAGAAGUGGCGGAGUUCUGGCCAUGGAUAAGCGUGGUACCGCCGGUUCUGUGGGAGUCGGUCGACCCGGAGGAGCUCAUCCAGUUACCCUGGGAAGGCUUGAGAGACCUGCACGAAAGUAUUGAGCAGACCCUAGGUCUUUCGUUCUCGCAACUUUCCUCCAUUCCCAAUCAGCUUGCAGAAUCAACAUACCCGGUCAGCUUGCCAGAGCAGGCUCCAGGGGACGCGGCUUCUACAAUAUCGCGGCAUCUUCUACAUCGCGUCAACAAGGCCGAAACUGGUCCACGCUCAUUACCGAUGGAGCUAUGGCUUAACGUUUUUGAAGAUCAAUUACACGAUUGGGAGAUUGCCAAGGCAGUUGGCAUCCCCACGAAUCUCCCGGUGCCGAAGGAAUGGCAAAGUCACCUGCUGAAGAUGUCCACCCCGGCCUCCCUGGAAUACACCAUUCUCCGCGGCUCAUUCGCUGCGAUCAAGAAGCGCAUCGACAGCCUGCCACGAUGGAAGCCUUUAUCCGACCUCGCCUGCCAUCUGAUCUUCAAAUUCUCCCGUACCGACAUCCUGUCCUACCUCACCGAAAACCAUCUUGAUCUACUCUGGACGACAUCUCGUCUCACCAACCUCCCGUACCGCGCGUCCGCGAUCUACGGAAACCCCAACAUCCUCACGUGGUGGCGCGAUGCGCCGGCUCUUCCCAAUAAAGAAUACAUUGCCGAUGCCAUGGACGGAGCCUCCCGCGCCGGGUUCGUCAAUGUGCUGGAGUGGUGGCGGACCUCGGGCCUUGAGCUUCGGUAUACCGAACGCGCGCUCGAAGCGGCCAGUGCCGAGGGCCGGGUUGCCGUGCUCGCCUGGUGGAAAGCCGCCUCGGCCAACGCACCCGCGUCGAUACCCCUCCCCCUCAAGGUCGGCAAAUCCGUCCUCCUUGCUGCCCAAUCUGGCCGCACCGCCUCCCUGGCCUGGUGGGACGCCUCCGGCAUUCCCUACACCCACGGGGAAUCCGUCGCCCGCAUCGCCAGCACACACGGCCACGUUCACGUCCUCGACUUCUGGCACCGGCUGAAAGGCUCCAAGAUGAUCUUCGACAGCCAGGUCCUCGUCGGCCCCACCAAGAACGGACACGACAACGUCCUCGAAUGGUGGCGUCGCAGCGGUCUCCGCGUCGAGUUCAAAACCUGCGAUAUCGAAGAAGCCCUCGAGGACUCGGACCCGGUGUCGGGUGCUGAAGAACGCGUCCGUGCCUGGUGGGCCCGUAACGGUCUCAACCUGGGGGUUGGCACCAGCGAAUGGAUGAAAACGAAAGUUCUAUAA
Messenger RNA from Aspergillus ibericus CBS 121593, 1905 nucleotides. RefSeq lists its product as uncharacterized. Gene Ontology annotation, biological process: coenzyme A biosynthetic process. Gene Ontology annotation, cellular component: phosphopantothenoylcysteine decarboxylase complex. Gene Ontology annotation, molecular function: FMN binding; phosphopantothenoylcysteine decarboxylase activity. Lineage: Eukaryota; Fungi; Ascomycota; Eurotiomycetes; Eurotiales; Aspergillaceae. The record is from RefSeq and is a predicted model, not a curated record. Bases 1 to 1905 code for a protein of 634 amino acids. The transcript has a single exon.